Messenger RNA from Motacilla alba alba, 10767 nucleotides. It is a transcript of the gene RHOBTB3, whose product is annotated as Rho related BTB domain containing 3. The transcript is spliced from 12 exons. Bases 614 to 2332 code for a protein of 572 amino acids. NCBI's taxonomy places the organism in Eukaryota, Metazoa, Chordata, Aves, Passeriformes, Motacillidae. Gene Ontology annotation, molecular function: GTPase activity; ubiquitin protein ligase binding; GTP binding. The record is from RefSeq and is a predicted model, not a curated record. Gene Ontology annotation, biological process: regulation of proteolysis; proteasome-mediated ubiquitin-dependent protein catabolic process. Gene Ontology annotation, cellular component: cytoplasm.
GGCUGUGACCGUCCCAGGUCCGUCCCCUGGUGCAGAUAAGCGGUGGCACCGUCCCCUGGGGUGAGGAUGUUGAUCCUGUUCCUGCGGGAAGGCAGCAGAAGGCGUGCGGGGUAGGACACGGCUCUGCCCCAGCACCUUUCCCUGCCCCUGCUCACCUGGUGCACCUGCCCUCGGGACGUCAUUUCGCUCUGCCCAUCGCGUCUGCGGGGCUGGCUGACGUCAGGGUGCGGUGGCCGGAACGCCCGGCCGGACGCGGCUUCACCUUCCCCGACAGCCGGGCCACCGCGGCCACCGCAGCCCGGGCUGCUGAUCAUCCUGCUGCGGCUGCAGAUCCCCACCCUGCUGCUGCUGCUGCUGUUGCGACUGCUGCUGAUCCUGCUGCUGCUGCAGCUCCGGCGUGCGGCCGCAGUCCAUCGCCCGGAGCAGCCGGCACCGAGUUACCCAGCCUGGCCACAGCCGGGGGAGUGCGGUAGCAGUCCCCGAGGUCACCGCAGAGAGACUGAGCCUGGACACCAAGGAAUAGCAAGCCAAACCCGCUGGGGAUUUGCAAUGCAAGCAGCCUUUCCAGGUUUCUUUUCCGCUUUGCUCCCACCCUGCUGUUGGAUUUGAGAUCAUGUCGGUUAAUAUUGUAGCUUUUGGGAAUGAAAGAGAUGGUUUUUCUGAGGACAAUCAGCAGCCCAGCCUGAUCUGGAGCUAUCUCGGGAGAAGUGCUCUCAUUUCCCAGAUCGACAGCAGCUUGUCUGCCAGUCAUGUUGGAAACCCGGUUUUUACUGAGUAUCAAGCCUGCAUAUUUGGAAAUGUCAGACUGGUGGUACAUGACUGUCCUGUCUGGGAUAUAUUUGACAGUGACUGGUACACUUCAUGCCGGCUCAUUAGAGGAGCUGAUAUUAUUGUGAUUAAAUACUCUGUCAAUGACAAGACUUCAUUUCAAGAAUUAAAGGACAGCUAUGUGCCAAUGGUAAAAAAAGCACUAAAUCACUGCUCAGUUCCAGUAAUAAUUUCUGCUGUUGGUGCAAGAAAAAACGGAGUGCCUUGCACUUGUCCCCUGUGCACUUCAGACAGGAGGAGCUGUGUCACAACCUCUGAAGGAGUUCAGCUUGCGAAGGAACUUGGAGCCACUUACCUUGAAUUGCACACUCUUAAUGACUUCUACAUCCAGAAAUAUUUUGGAGGAGUGCUUGAAUAUUUUAUGAUCCAAAGUUUGAAUCAGAAGUCAUCUGAAAAAAUGAACAAAAAGAAAAAGACGCAGAAGUGCCGUCGAGUCCAGCCACCUCAGCUUGAACAGCCAGAAAAGAUGCCGAUUCUAAAGGGCAAAGCCUCGCACUACAACGCAGACCUGCACAACCUGCUUUGCUGCUGCCAGUGUGCAGAUGUGGCUUUCUACCCUGAGGACCAUAGCAUGAUGGUGGAGGCUCACAAGAUCAUCCUCUGCUCUGUCAGCCACCUCUUCAUGCUGCUCUUCGGGGUGAAGAGCCCGUCCAACGCCCACGACACCUCCGUUAUGCAGCUGGCACAGAGCCUCUUUGCUGUGGAAGCGGGGGAUCCUUUCCCCUCCUCCCCCCGUGGUGUCCCACCCUGUGUCCCACCAGUCAGGGUGGUGGUGAAGGAUUCUGUCUUCUGCUCUUGUCUCCCAGACAUCCUCCACUUCAUUUAUUCAGGUGCUAUCCAGUGGGAACGAUUGGAAGAGGACAUAAGAAAGAAGCUGAAGGAUCCAGAUAAAACAGUACAUGUGCUUGAGAAAGUUAAAUGCAUCCUGAAAACUCCAGGAAAGCUAAACACUGUAAAGGACUGCAAGUCCCACCAGAUAAAACGGCUCUAUAAUACUUCUCUCAGGCUAUUCUUUAACACACCUGUGCUGGCUGAUGUAAUCUUCAAAAUACAAGGUGCAACUGUACCAGCCCACAGGGCAGUUCUAGUGGCUCGCUGUGAGGUUAUGGCAGCUAUGUUUAAUGGUAAUUAUCUAGAAGCAAAUAGCAUUCAGGUUCCAGUGUAUGGGGUUUCCAAAGACACUUUCCUGUCCUUCCUGGAGUACCUUUACACUGACUCCUGCUGCCCAGCCAGCAUUCUCCAAGCGAUGUCUCUGCUGAUCUGUGCAGAGAUGUACCAAGUAAUGAGACUCCAGCAUAUUUGUGAACUUUACAUCAUCACACAGCUUCAGAGCAUGCCUAGCAGGGAACUGGCUUCCACAAGCCUCAGUAUUGUUAGCUUGCUCAAAAAAGCUAAGUUUCACAAUUCUGAUUGCCUUUCAACUUGGCUUCUUCAUUUUAUUGCCACUAACUACCUCAUCUUCAGUCAAAAGCCUGAAUUUCAAGAACUUUCAGGGUUUCUUUAGGAUAUUCCAGCAGGAUGUUUCACCACCCUGGUGUGGGAUCAGCACACAACGUGACACAGCCAGCAUUGCAUCACCAUUUUUAUGGCUCCUGUUGGGAUGGCCAGGUUCCCACCCAUAAUUGAAUUUGCUGGACCAGUUUGGUCAUUGUAUGUCAACCCCUUCAUAUUAUCUUGCUCAUUUAAAUCAAGGUAAUGGGUCAUUUUUGAUACUUCUUCAAGUGCUGGUGUUUUUCUUUAAGAAAAUAGGAUUCUUAUAGUAUGCUCUAGCAGAUCUUAUAAAAUGAAAAAAAUGAUGGCCUAUUCAGUAAAUAAGCCAUCAGUAAAGUAAAUAAAUCCAGCUUCUUCCAGGGACCUGAUAUUUAUUUUUCCAAACAUUUGUAUUUGCUUCCGGUGGUGUAACUAGAAAGUUUUGCUCAUUGCUCUUGUGAUUUUCAUUCACCGUGAUGAGGGGUGCAUCUCUUUGGCCUGUGACACCUCAUUACCUCGAGGUUCAGGACAGCAACACAGCAGCAGGCAGCAGCUCUCCAAGGGUUCUCCAAGACCUGAGACCUUCAUAGAAAUGCAGAAUAAGCUGAGUUGGAAGAACACACAAGGAUCACUGAGUGCAGCUCCUGAGUCUGGACAACACCAUCCCCAAGAGUCACACCAUGGAGUGUGACAUGGAGUUGUCCAAAAGCUUCAUGAACUCUCUUGGGCUGGUGCUGUGACCACUGUCCUGGGGAGCCAAAUGCCAAAUGCCUGGAGUUCCAAUGCCAAAAUACACACUGGUGGAAGAACCUUUUCCUAAUCCAGCCUAAACCUCCCCGAGGAGGUCUGAACACAACUUCAGGCCCUACCCUUCGAGUGUCUGCCCCUCCUUUUCCCCUCUGCCUGUCUUCUUCUCCUCACUAGGAAGUUGUAGACCCCACUGAGGUCUCCCCUCAGUCUCCUCCUGGCUGAACAGACCAAGUGCCCUCAGAUGCUCCUCACACAGCUUCUGCUGAAGGCCUUUUACUGCCCUCCUUUGGACACUCACUAAUAGUUUUAAUGUCAUUCUUGUACUGUAGUGCCUAAUCUGCCCCAGACUUGAGGCAGUGCCAUCCCAGUGGACAGCAGAGCAGGACAAUCCCCUCCCUUGCCUGGCUGGCCAUGCUAGGCUUGGUGGCCCCAGGACAGGGAUGUCCCUCCUGGAUGCCAGGACACUGCUGACUCAACUUGUUAUCGACCAGGACUCCCAGAUCACUUUCCAGGGCACUGCUCUAUAACAUCUCAUUCCUCAGUCUGUCCAUAUGUCCAGGGUUGACCCAUCCCAGGUGCAGAGUCCUGCACUUUCCCUUUUUGAACUUCCUGUGGUUGGUGAUCACCCAGUCUUCCAAUUCAUUGAGGCUUCUCUGCAGGGUCUCCCUGUCUCUGAGGAAGUCAGGAGCUCCUCCCAGAUUUUUAGCAUCUGCAGACUUGCUGAGUGUCCUUUUCAGUCUUCCAUCUGGGACACUUAGGAAGAUGCUGAAGAGCACAGGACCAAGGAUGGAGGCCUUUGGAACCCUGCUAAUGACAGGUCCCCAGUGUGAUGUCACCCCAGUCACUGUAACUCUUUGUGCCUGACCUGUGAGCCAGUUGCUCACCCUUCACAUGAUGUGUUUAUCCAGCUGUGGGAUGGACAUUUUGUCAAGAAAGAUCCUGUUUUAGUGAGAAACAGAAUCAAAAACUUUACAUCAACUGGCUUCCCUUGGGGGCUACCUUGCCAUAGAGGAAGGAAAUCAGAUUUCAUUAGCAGGAUAUUCCCCUGAGGAUUGAAGCCCUGCCUUGUGCCCAGGUGAGUGCAGUUUGCCUGCCCUCAGGCUCUCCGGGCUGUGUGCCUCUCUGCUGUGCCUUCAUCUGAGGCCCUUAAGGAACCAGGAGCAAUGAAUGCAAGCUGACUCUGGCAUAUCUGGGAUUAAGGGGAUGAAAAUGCAUCUUUCUGCAAAUGCAGAGGAGAGUAAUCUACGUAAUAUGGGUAAAAGACUUUUAUAUGACUAUGUCAGUGAUUAAAAACCACAUGCAAUAAGAGAUUAAUGUCUUGCUGAAUUCUUAGCUACCCUCCUCACCUUGCUUUCUGUACUGAUCUUAAGAGAAACUACUGGCACAGGAAUUGAUAUACCCCGCUUUAUAGUUCUGCAGCGUAGAAAAAUCGUUGCAUACCACAUAUGACUAUCCUCUAGGGAUAAAGUAUGCUCAUCUUCAGGAAUAUCUCUCUGCUUUCCCUAAUGAGUAUUGUACUCAUUUUUUCAAAAAAACUUUUUUGUUACUAACUUAGUAACAAGGAAACAUUGUGUAGUAAUUCUUACCUCUUUGCCAUAGCAGAGCUCAAUGCUAAACAGGCAGCAUUCACCUUUACUGUUGUAGUUGUAUUUAUAUCUUUAAUGGGUUUUUUAUCUAUUUAAAAAUACUUCUUGCAGCCUGUGCACAUGUGCUCUAUGUGUAUAUAUUACAUUUAAUUUCUUCAUUUCUUUUUCUAGUGGAAGAGCGCAAUUUUGUAGAGAUGCACCGAUGGCCUUCAAACUUGUACCUGAAGCAGCUUGCUGAUUACAGGAACUAUAUCCACUCUCAGAAAUGCCACUGCACAGUAAUGUAAAGAGACUGAAUACAUACAAAGUACAUCUCAACUGCAAAAUUUCCAAUUGGAGAUUACAUAGAACAUAAAAUCCAUGUCAAGAGCGAAACCUGAUGCUGACCUCCUCUGGAAAUUACAGACAUUCUUUGUUUUGCUAACAAAUCACUCUAAUUUUUACAUGGAAGCAUUGAGAAAUGUAUGUUGAAGAUUUAUUUUAAGCACAAGGACUUCAUAUCUAUGGGGAUUAAAUAUAUUACAGGACAGUGCCAUGACUGGCAUCUGCUCCCCUUUCUAAUUUCCUUUUUCUUUAUUUUAUUGUUUUUCCUGGUUAUUUGUGGCUGCUAAAUGGAAUCGUUGAAAAUAGACUGGUUUUAUAAAUCUGUGUGUAAUAGAAGAAUAGGAAUACAGUAGCAGUGCAGGGAAGCUGAGAAGCCAGGUCAUAAGUUCUUCAUAUACUUCAGGAUGCAAAAAUUUUCUGCAGCAUUUGUAAGUUCACAAUAUAAUGGGUAGGCUUAAGAAGCAUUGUAGUUACCAUUAAUUUAUUACUCCAGAGAAAGCCUGUAGUUCCGUUAUAACCCUAUGAGUGGAUGUUUUAAUUCCAAAGGAAUACCUAUGCAUCAUGGUAUUUUCUAGUGUCUCCAAAUAUCUAAAGAAUGACAUAAUUUUUCCUGCCACUGGGUAGGAGAAGAAAGCUUGUUUUCACAAUCUGCAGAACACCUUUGUUAGUGUGGUCAUAUUGUAUUUUUCCCCAUGAGGAAUAAAGAGAGGGAAAACUGCGUAUGCUCAGAGCAUAUCUGUAUGGUACUGAUGGAUAGGGAAAAAAGGCAGAGGGGUCAACAACCUUUCUUGGGGUUUGAGCAAAAAAAACUUACUAGUAGAAGCGGCUUUUUUGGGAAAAGUGUGUCUAGUAAUCUUAGUCACCACAAUACAUGUUAGAUGUGCUGGUCAUGAGGGAGAUGACCCUCACAGAUUUGCCAGUGCUGCCAGGGAUGUUGGCUUUUGUGGUGGGAUUUCGAGCUAAAACCUCCCCAGCAGGGACUCAGUUCAAGUUUCGUUAUCAUCGUGUGCUCGUAAGCUGCACCAUGUGAGACAAACCUAGCUGUAGAUCCUUUCUGAGAUACAAGAGGAAAACCCAGAAUAUUAUGACUGGCAUGAUCCUUGCAGAUGCUGUUAGCAUUUUCUUGACCAAAAUAACUUGUCAUGCUGCUGACUUGUAUGUACAUGUGCUAAUGCCAAAAUGAACCCAGCCUUUUCUGAGCAUAGGUGCUUUUCUAGAAGCAAAAUCUAAUCAAGGAACUAAAUACCUCAUUAUCAUUCUUGUACUUUCAAUUCUGGUUUUUCAUCUGCCUUUGUAAUGUGGUAUGUAGCCUGAGACUGUGGCUUUUCUACCACAUCAAAUGUACCUGGAAACUGCAUCUGUGAGAAGGUGGAAAAACAAAUUGCUGGAGCUGAAUCUUUUUUUUUUAAAGGUGUAAGAAAUAUUAUAUUUUUCAAUACAGUUUCAUAGAUAAAUUGUUCUUCUCAAAUUCCAUUCUCGAAUCAUAGAGAUUGGGGUUUUUUUUGGUGAUGCUUUGCAGAACUUGAGAGGGUGUUUCCUUCCUUAUUUUUGUAUACACAGAAAAUAAAAAAGAGUUUAUGACUCAGCUGCAGACUCAAAAUUCCAAGGUUCCUUUUAGGCAAGAAUGAUUUUUUUUUUAAACUCUGCAGAUCCUAAAGUUAUUUAAAAGAUGAAUAUACUUAUCUACUUCUUGCAUAUAUGGAGCCUAAAAUAUAGAGAAUGAUAAUGCUUUUUCAAGAUCAUGAAAGAAAACUGAAAUUAUUAAACAAAAAAAAAAUCAGUAGGAAAGUGAUAUGUAUCGAACUUACACAUGAAAAAGUAGGUUUUAUAGUUAUAUAGUUAUCAAAAAUUUUAGCAAAAUUAAAUUACUGGAUGGAUAUUAAUAAAACUGUAAGGUUUUGAAGCUUAAAGCAAUGGAAAAAUUUGUGCAUGCAGUUAAACUACAGCUUGUCUAGACAUCUGAUAGCCUCCUGGGGUGCUUCUACCAAGAAGUCAGUUCAGUUAUCAAAAGUGGGGAUUAAAUGCUUCAUACUGACAUCCUGUGCAAAAGUGACACAAAAGCUCUUUGAAUGUUAGUCUAAGCUUCAAGUAGUCCUGCAUUUUUAAUAUUUUGGAAGCUUUCCCAGUUUUUUCACUAGGAAUUAGUCUGUUGCCAAAGAUUUGUGCAUAGAUAACACAUAAGAAAGUACUGGUUUUAAUUUUCUGUAAAUAUUUUAUAGGUAUUUAAAAAUAGGCUUCAUGGAAAUAGAAACACUUUAUAUCCAAACCAGAGAAAUAUUUUGCUAUUAUAAAUUUUAGACAGUGAUAGCCACAGGUUUUAUACAGACAAGUCAGGCAGUAUAAAAAUAUUUAGUAUUUAUUCAGAGAUUCAGAGAUUAAUGCUUACUACUGUUCAGGCAAUAAACCAAGUUUCUAUUUUACUGUGUAUCCCCAUAAUGCUGCCUGUAUCAGGUGCAGAUGUGUUGUACUUGCAGACAUACAGCAUCUGAUAAAUUUUAAGUUUUAGAAGAAAUCUUACUAGAUAUUCUUAUUUUCAUUUUUUAAGAUGAUUUUCUGUAGAAAUGUAUGUAUCUUAGAGCUAUUUUUAAACCUUUUUUAGCAUUUAGAAACAUGACUGAAAGUAGAUAAUGAUGUUGUGAGUUGCUAUUCUUAGCUGGUUUUAGUGGAGGUUUUAGGACUAUAUCCAUCACAGAUGGUCAGGAAUUAGGGCAGUACUGAAUUUGGUAUUUAUUUAUAACUGUGUAUGGCAUAAAGUAAAAACCGCUUUGAUGUAAACCCCCCACCCUAUACAUGGUAUAAAGUAAAAAUCAGGAACCAAAUGGAAAAAAAGUUAUUUAAGGAAGUGGUUUUGGAAAAAAUAAAAUAUUUCUGGAAUGCUUCCACUGGUUCCAACACCUCCCAAACUCCCCUGGCACUGGCAGGAUUCAGAUGAAAGAAAGAGGUGAGUGGUGAAUUUGGAUGUCCCUAGGCAGUACCUAUAGCAUUUGAAAUUAUAAUAUUUGGGCUUAAGUUUAAGUAGAUUUGCAGUUCCUGAGUCCUUCAUUAGAACUAACUCUCGAAAUUAACUUAAUUUUUGCUAUCCUAUAUAUGUGUGUUCUUGUCCCAAACUAGCACUAGGCUUUAUAGAGACUAAAAAAAAAUUUUCUGCACUAGUAAGGUUUUCCACAUGAUAGUUGGAAAAUCUUUGCUAUUGUCCUUAAGCCAUGGUGUGAUUGAUUUGAAAAAAAAAAAAAAACCAAAAACGAAAAGCAAAACAAAAAUCAAAACCCAAACAAACAAAAAAACCCAAACCCACCAAUCUGUUAGGAAAAAGAAUAGCUAUUUUAUUAGGCAUGUCCUAAAACUCUUGUAUGAUUUUUUUAGUGUACCAUGAACAAAUUACAUAUUUUUAGAUUGAAUAUGUAAAUUUUUUAUACAAAAUUUAAAAAAAAAAAGUUCUCUAAUCAGUCUUAUGUGAAUACUUAUGGAUAUAUAUUAACGUACUUGAGUGUUACACUGGUGAUAUUUUUUGUAGCUGAUUGGAAUUAUAGAACCAUACUGGCUUGGGAAGAGCCAUUGGCUUGGGUUGCAAGGGACUUAAAGAUCAUCUUGUCCCAACACCCCUGUCAUGGGUAGGGACACUUUCCACUAGACCAGGCUGGUCAGAGCCCCAGCCUCACCUUGAACACCCAGAUCCUCGAGUGAGCCACUGAGCCACGACAGCAGCAGUGACCACUGAUGGAAGCUGCAGGCAGUGUCCCAAAAGCCAGAGUGUGUUCAGGCAGCAGUGGGAGAAUUUGGGAGGAAGGGUUUGGUUUAUGAAGCAUUGAAGAAAGAGGGAAGAAAGAGAAAAAGGAAGGGGGAGAUCAGAUAGGAGAGGAUCACCAGUCUUGGGUCCAGCAUUGAUCCUGCUAGUUCCCCACCCAGGCUCUGUGGGGAUACCUUUUUAUAGGUAAGUAUAUGUAGGCUCCCUGCAUUUUUUUCUUACUUGUCAGACUUUUCCAGUGGUUCUGAAAACAGGAGGCACAAGGACACUAUUAAGACUCAUCCCAUCUUCACUGAUACUACUGUAAAUCUGUGGGAACCUGCUCAUCUUUUUCCUAAAAGCUUGUCUGGUGAGAUUUUUGCUAUCUUGUGACAAGUGCAGAACUGCAGGAAAUUUACUGUGGAAAGGGAUGGAUGGGUAGGAUAAUUGGAAAUCAUGCAGAGGAUUGGCACUAACUUUGCUGUAGAUGGUGUCUUCUUUCCAGGGUUGUGACACGGUAUUCAGCCAUCAUGGGUUACCUGAGAUCGUUUGUGCCCACUUUGCUGCAGUGGUAUUAGGGGAAGCUCUGCUGGUGGAGAACAGGUAACACAGUAUUUGCUAUCAUUGUAAGUCCACAGUGUCUCUUAGAAAACACUACAAAAACUGGUGUCAGUACAAAGACAGACAUAUCAGCCAGUCCAGGUCUGCUCCAGAAGCCUCAGGUUGAAGACAGAGAAGGCAAACACCUAAGGCAGCAACACUUCACCCAAGCACAGAGGGUAGUUUGGGGUGGAAGACUGAAUUCUGGUCAAAGCUUUAUUUUUAAAAGGUUUGCAGUUAUUCUUCCUCUCUGGGUCAGUAGUUCGGACUUUUCAGUACAGUGAUGUCCUCACGGAAUGUUUUUUACUGCAUGUAUUUUGCAAUCAAUCUUAUUAUUAUGAAAAUGGCUAUUUUGAAAACAUGUAUCUUAUUAAGUCUUGAAGCCAUUCUUAGCCUGUGUAUGUGGCUGCCACAUUUGGAAAGGAGGAGGACGUUCAGGUCAAGUGGUGGGGAAAAACGCUCUAUCCUCCAGUAUUGAGAUCCAUCCCUUUUCUCAGUUCUGCUCCACUCCCAGCCUCUUGUUCAAGGACAGCUGAAAACAAUGGCUGAGCCCAACAAGAAUAUCACUCUAUACAUCUUCAUCGUGUGCAGGCUCCCUUUGUGAAAUCUGUGAGGCAGAUUUCAUCAGAGGAAACCAGCCCUGAUUCUGACUUUUGUGGCUGUCAGGGUUAAGACUGUUUUAGGGUUUUUAACCUGAAAGACUUUCCACAUGACCUGGAGAUUCACCUGGGAACUCCAAGCUGAAGACAUUAAAUUCUCACUAUUCUUUGCUCAGAAGGAUAAAGAUUGGGAGGUUGGCUAUCGGCUGCAAAUGCAAAUCAACAACUACCUACAUUCCUUUAUAUGUUCAGCCAUGCUCAGUUAACAAGAGAAAUCAGCUGGACAAGCCUGGGCCACAACACACCCAUCCUUUUGAAGACCAAGGAUACUCCAGUUCAUAUACAAAAAACUUUCUAAAGACUGGGACAUCUUUUUAUUCAUUAACCUGAUGAGUUCUGCUUUUUCCUACACCAAAAUCAACUAGCCUGCAGUAGCAGGUGGGGACCGCCCAAAGCACAGGCAAAGCCUCACUAGCAGCACUGCAAGCUAGGAUGCUCAGAUCUGUUUUGCACCACAGGUUAUCCCAACUGUGAGCAGGCAUGGGACAGAGGAGCGGGUGACAGGCUUCUGGUGAAGCCAGCAGGGUGCCGGCCCCCAUCAUAUUCCUCUGCCAAGGACACUGUGACCUGCCCCAUUCCCAGGGGUCUCAAGCAUUCUUCCAGUUCUCAGGGAUGCUCCUGCUUUGUUCCUCAGAUAUGAACUUGCAGAGUUAGAUCCAAGCUAUGCAGAACCUCAUGAGCUCAUAUAAUAAUUUUUAACAGGCAUAUAAAGCAGCUUUCCAGCAACCAUAAUUUAUUGGAUUGAUGGCUUUUUUGUUGUAAAAUUCAAGUCUUUUUCCACUUAAAGGUGUUGUGUUUUUUGUUUUUUUUCCUGUUUGGGGUAGAG